Molecule: messenger RNA, 2245 nt
Organism: Anopheles moucheti
Lineage: Eukaryota; Metazoa; Arthropoda; Insecta; Diptera; Culicidae
Gene: Ald1
Product: fructose-bisphosphate aldolase
Exons: 6
Coding region: 71-1165 (364 amino acids)
Biological process (GO): glycolytic process; fructose 1,6-bisphosphate metabolic process
Cellular component (GO): cytosol
Molecular function (GO): fructose-bisphosphate aldolase activity
Source: RefSeq, a predicted model, not a curated record
GAUAAGUGUGCGUGUUUUCGUCAACGCCGGUUUCCACUCGAUCAAUACCAACAAACUUACCUCCAGCAUCAUGACUACCUACUUCAAUUAUCCACCAAAGGAAAUUCAGGAGGAGCUGGCCAAGAUUGCCAAGCAGAUUGUUGCCCCCGGUAAGGGUAUUUUGGCCGCCGACGAGUCCACGGCGACCUGUGGCAAGCGUUUCGCUGAUAUCGGCGUUGAGAACAACGAAGACAACCGUCGCCAGUACCGCCAGCUGCUGUUCACCGCUGACGAGCGCCUGCAGGAACACAUCUCCGGUGUGAUCCUGUUCCACGAAACCCUCUACCAGAAGGGCGACAAUGGCACUCCGUUGGCGGCGCUGCUGAAAAGCAAGGGCAUCCUGGCCGGUAUCAAGGUCGACAAGGGUGUCGUCGAUCUGAUGGGCUCGGAAGGCGAAUGCACUACUCAGGGUCUGGACGAUCUCGCUGCUCGUUGCGCGCAGUACAAGAAGGAUGGUUGCGACUUCGCCAAGUGGCGUUGUGUGCUGAAGAUCGGCAAGAACAUCCCGAGCUACCAGGCCAUCUUGGAGAACGCCAACGUGCUGGCCCGCUACGCUUCCAUCUGCCAGUCGCAGCGUAUCGUCCCAAUUGUUGAGCCAGAGAUCCUCCCCGACGGUGACCACGAUCUGGAGCGUUGCCAGAAGGUCACGGAGACGGUGUUGGCUGCUGUGUACAAGGCACUGAACGACCAUCACGUCUACCUGGAGGGUACGCUCCUGAAGCCGAACAUGGUUACCGCUGGCCAGAGCUGCGCGAAGAAGCCAUCGGCCCAGGAAAUUGCCCUCGCCACCGUGACGGCUCUGCGCCGUACCGUGCCGGCCGCCGUGCCCGGAGUCACCUUCCUGUCCGGUGGUCAGUCCGAGGAGGAAGCUUCCGUGAACCUGAGCGCCAUCAACCAGGUGCCGCUGCUGAGACCGUGGGCCCUGACCUUCUCGUACGGUCGUGCUCUGCAGGCUUCGGUGCUCCGUGCCUGGGGUGGUAAGAAGGAGAACCUCAAGGCCGCUCAGGAGGAGCUCAUCAAGCGUGCAAAGGCAAACGGAUUGGCUGCACAGGCAAAGUAUGUCCCCGGUUCGAUUCCCUCGUACGCCGCUAACGCUAGCUUGUUCGUGAAGUCGCACGCCUACUAGUAACCACCUGCCCAGCCAUUCUCUGGUUCUUCGUGCUCGUCCAGACACGCACACACAUCCAGUGGAUGAUAAACCGAUAGUGUCCCAACUGUAAAGGAGAACCGAAUGGUACCGGCGGAACGAUGUGAAGGACGGAAAGCGGAUAAACACAAACGGAUAAGCUAGUGGAAUGAACGACGACGUAGUAGAUGGAGAGAGAACGAGGGACUCAAUAGCAUGAACCGUGCAGGACACAUUUUGUCGUCUCAUUUUUAAGCGUUGGAUCAUGCUCCGGAACCGCAGGAUCCACUCGAACAACGUUGCGACUUACACAACUAUCGGCAAACCGAUACACACCUAAAUUACCACGCUCACACACAGAGACACAGAGUUGUUGAAUGUCGUUCUUUUGUUUUUAAAUAAUGUUUUAUAACACACACCGUCUUAAAUGUUAGAUUUGAUUACGAUUCUCGCUUGUUAUUUUUAUAAACAAACAAUGUUUUUUUAAUGUUCUCACAAAGUGUUGAAUGUUUCUUUUUUUUGUAAACUUCCCCGACCCUGUUCGAUAGUAUAUAACCCGUACCACAAUAUUGUUCCUAAUCUCUGGCGUCUAUAUAUUAAACCAUCAGUAUGUGCAAUGUUUUUAAUCGGAAGCACACACACCGCUGCUGUCCUGUGGUGGCUUAGGAUUAAACGGAUCAAUUGUAGCAGAAAAAAAUGACACCCAAACAAUUGAUCCGAAACCCUAACGCUGUGCAGUUUGGCCGGGUGUGUGUGCUCAGUACUCAGGAAAAGACAGCCUCCCUUUCUGUGGGGGGCCCAACAUGCUGUGCGUAAGCCUGUGACGAAAACGAAAAGAUGUAUAAAUUGAUCAAAUACGGUAAUUAACAAAACCCGGCACGAAUAAAAUCGAUCCAAACGGGAGAAUGCGCACAGCAGGUAGUCUGAGACCGCAGGAGUCAACCCGCAACAUAAGUCAGCAAAGGAGGGAGCGCGUGUAGCCAUUGGAAAGUAAAAGUGUAUAUGAAAAAUAAAUUCGUUUGCUGAAUGCCUUUCAAAAAAAAACAUUGCACGUUCGAUCGCUACGGCGAGGCAUGUAUU